GCUUCAUUAAAAUAGAAAUUAUUCAUCUAUUUCCCUCUGUUUUAACCAUCCAGGGAGAUAUGUCUGAGGAAGAACCAAUGAACCCCAAUCCAACCUCAACCUCUACAAGCAAUGAGACGAAACAACCAGUGGUUAUUUUAGUGAUUGGGAUGGCUGGUACCGGCAAAACGACGCUCGUACACACGCUUCAGAACUAUGCUUUAGAAAAGGGCAUCCGCUCUUACUUCAUUAACCUUGAUCCAGCAGUGGCCUCGGUACCAUACAGGGCUAACAUCGAUAUUCGCGAUACGGUAAACUACAAGGAGGUAAUGAAUGGCUAUCAGUUGGGGCCGAACGGCGCCAUUAUGACGUCGCUCAAUCUUUUCGCCACGAAGUUCAACCAAGUGGUUACCCUACUAGAGAAGAAAGAAGCCUUGGAGUGGGUUAUUGUCGACACGCCCGGGCAGAUUGAGGUCUUUACGUGGUCCGCCUCUGGGCAACUUAUCUCGGAAUCGCUGGCCGCCGUCUUUCCAACUAUUGUUCUGUUUGUGGCGGAUACAACAAGAUGCAUCAACCCUAGUACCUUUGUCUCCACCAUGCUGUACUCUAGCGGGAUUAUGCUUAAGCAGCAGCUCCCUUUGCUCUUAGUUUUUAACAAAACCGAUGUGGUUUCGGCGGAUUUAGUCAUAUCAUGGAUGCGCGAUAACGACGCUUUGCAGGAGGCUGUGGACCUAGGGCCCUCGGGUUCUGUAGCUGGGAUGUCUCAAGACGGGUGCGGUGGUGAUGACAACGUCACGAUUGGUGGUUUAGGCAGUAGAGGAGGGAGCUACGCGAGCACCCUCGCGCGCUCCAUGUCGUUGUUUCUGCACGAGUUUUACGAAAACAUCCCCUACGCAGCUGUCUCCGCUUUCACCGGCGCUGGGCUGAACCAAUUAGAAGCCGCAAUUGCUCGAGGCAAGACUCAGGCUCUGGUGGAAAAUCAGCGAGUGCGUGAAGUUGAAAUACAGAAAAGGAAAGAAGUGAAUGAGGCAAAUAUGGCAAGCCACUUAGAAGCCUUUCAGAGGGAUCUGCAGAAGAAGGACGAUUUUUAAUGUUGUUUUAAUGUGCAAUGUCUAACCACACCAACACUUUCACAAGGGAUUUAAUUAAAAAAAACAUACUUGGUGAAUAUCCUAAUAAUAAUAGCAAA
Molecule: messenger RNA, 1168 nt
Organism: Phytomonas sp. Hart1
Lineage: Eukaryota; Euglenozoa; Kinetoplastea; Trypanosomatida; Trypanosomatidae
Source: the annotation of a GenBank genome assembly